Molecule: messenger RNA, 3489 nt
Organism: Talpa occidentalis (Iberian mole)
Lineage: Eukaryota; Metazoa; Chordata; Mammalia; Eulipotyphla; Talpidae
Gene: LSM14A
Product: LSM14A mRNA processing body assembly factor
Exons: 10
Coding region: 198-1589 (463 amino acids)
Biological process (GO): P-body assembly; cytoplasmic stress granule assembly
Cellular component (GO): P-body
Molecular function (GO): mRNA binding
Source: RefSeq, a predicted model, not a curated record
GCUGCCGCCGCCGCCGCCGCCGCGCCGCGGCUUGAGGGCGGGAGGCUGGGGAGGGUAGCGGAGCCGGCGCCGCCGCCAUGUUGGGUCUGAGGCGGCUGCUGUAGGCGCCGACGGAGCGAGCGGGCGUGCGGAGCGGCGACAGCGGCGCGGGAUCUGCCUCUCAGCGAGCGGCCCGGAGGGGCGGCGGCGCCGGCGCCAUGAGCGGGGGCACCCCCUACAUCGGCAGCAAGAUCAGCCUUAUCUCCAAGGCGGAGAUCCGCUACGAGGGCAUCCUCUACACCAUCGACACCGAGAACUCCACCGUCGCCCUCGCCAAAGUUCGGUCCUUUGGUACAGAAGACAGACCAACAGAUCGUCCAAUACCACCUCGAGAUGAAGUCUUUGAAUACAUUAUAUUCCGUGGAAGCGAUAUUAAAGAUCUCACUGUUUGUGAGCCACCAAAACCACAAUGUUCUUUGCCUCAGGAUCCAGCCAUUGUUCAGUCUUCACUAGGCUCAUCUACUUCUUCAUUCCAGUCAGUGAGUUCCUAUGGACCUUUUGGCAGGAUGCCGUCAUACAGUCAGUUCAGUCCAAGUUCAUUAGUUGGGCAGCAGUUUGGUGCUGUUGGCGUUGCUGGAAGCUCCUUGACAUCAUUUGGAGCAGAAACAUCAAACAGUGGCCCCCUAUCCCAAAGUAGUGCAGUUGGUUCUGCCUUUACACAAGAUACAAGAUCUCUGAAAACACAACCAUCUCAAGGUCGUUCAAGCCCUCAGUUAGAUCCUUUGAGAAAAAGUCCAACCAUGGAACAAGCAGUACAGACCGCCUCGGCCCACUUACCUGCUCCGGCACCUGUUGGGAGAAGGAGCCCUGUAUCAUCCAGGCCUUUACCAUCUACCAGCCAAAAAGCAAUAGAGAAUCAAGAGCACAGGCGAGCUGAAGUACACAAAGUUUCAAGACCAGAAAAUGAGCAACUCAGAAAUGACAACAAGAGACAAAUAGUUCCGGGUGCUCCUUCAGCUCCGAGGAGAGGGCGUGGAGGUCAUCGAGGCGGCAGGGGAAGAUUUGGUAUUCGACGAGAUGGUCCAAUGAAAUUUGAGAAAGACUUUGACUUUGAAAGUGCGAAUGCACAAUUUAACAAGGAGGAAAUUGACAGGGAGUUUCAUAAUAAACUUAAAUUGAAAGAAGAUAAACUUGAGAAACAGGAGAAGCCUGUAAAUGGUGAAGAUAAAGGAGACUCUGGAGUUGACACCCAAAACAGUGAAGGAAAUGCUGAUGAGGAAGAUCCACUUGGACCUAAUUGCUAUUAUGACAAAACUAAAUCCUUCUUUGAUAAUAUUUCUUGUGAUGAUAAUAGAGAACGAAGACCAACCUGGGCUGAAGAAAGAAGAUUAAAUGCUGAAACAUUUGGAAUCCCACUUCGUCCAAACCGUGGUCGUGGGGGUUACAGAGGCAGAGGAGGGCUUGGUUUCCGUGGUGGCCGAGGACGUGGCGGUGGCAGAGGUGGUGCCUUCACAGCCCCUCGAGGAUUUCGUGGUGGAUUCAGAGGAGGCCGUGGGGGCAGGGAGUUUGCAGAUUUUGAGUAUAGGAAAGACAACAAAGUUGCUGCAUAGUCUACAAACAAGCCUUUGAAAAAUAGGAGAAUUUCUAGCUACUUCGGUCCUGAGAAUUGGUUUUGGUCUUUGCGAAGAAUGAAGAAGUGAAUUUGCUGUAUAUUUGUCACCAGCACUGGGUUUUUUUGUUUGUUUGUUUUUCUGCUUAAUUUCAAAGAUACAAUGCAGUUACUUUUGGGGGAAAAGCUCAUCUUUAAAAUUGAGCAUUAAAUAUAUUUGGAAUAGCAGAAGGUUAAGUAAUUUCUUAUGUAUAGUUAAGCUAAAGCAGUACUUCAAUGGAACUUCUAAGUAUUUUUUCAUCACUGAAAGGAUUUUUCUUAUCACUAAAUUGUAUUUGGCAAUUACUGCAAGUUGCCUGCAGAUUGGGCCGUGAUACUGUGUUUUGAGCCACAGGAGGUUGUGUGUGUGUGUGUGUAUGUGUGUGUGUGUCUAUAUCUUUCUCUUUCUUUUUGGAAAUCCUGUAAUAUCCCCUUUGAGAUAGCUUAUUUCAUCAAUUAAUUAGGGUGCUGGAUGGUAGAGAAUUUUGUCAGUCAACUAUGUACACACAGUAAAUACUGUUUCUUAGGCAAAGGUAACUUUUUUAUAUAGUUGUAAAAUUCCAUUAUAUUCCAUUGCCAAAGAAACAUUAAGGACUUUGUAUAGCUGUAUAAAAAGCAACUAAUUUUUUAAAGAAUAAACAUUUUAAAGUCAGCAAACAUACUGUGUCCUUGCAGAAGUUGGUGUGCUGAGGAGCAAAAUAUGGGUGGGCCUUUUUUCAUAGCUUUCCAAGUGCAAGAUUUUUAAUUUUAAUUUUUUUUUUUUUGAUGUUUAAAACAUAAAGAUUUGGUACAUUCUUCCAUUAUCUAAAAAGAUAAAUUACUCAUAUUCAAUUAUAAGAACGUCAUUUUUUAGCAAAUGGCAUAUCACAGGAUUUGUCCAAAUAAUAGAUAUUUUCAGUAUAUGAAUGUAAAUAAUCAUAGAUAAGAAUGUACUUAGCUGUAUUUUCAAAUAAGUAACUUCCCCUUUUUUAAGACAUCAAAACUAGGUAACAACUAACCUGUUCUCCCUGAUAUGCCUGGAAUUUUGUCGUGAUACCUUGACUCAUUCCAUUAUAUUUCAAGAGAAUUCAGAGCGUUCAAAAUUAUUUUGGCAACUCUUACGAUAUUGUAACACUGGUCCUUGGGGCCUGUGACCCCCCACCCCCCAGAUGACUCAGUAUAGAGUUCAUUGCUAAUUAUAAAUUACUAGUAAAUCUUUUUGAUAUUUUAAGCUAUAGUGGAAAAAAAAAAUCUGGCCACUUUUGUGUUUUUAUGAAGGCCAUGGAAUAAAGGGAUCCAAAGAUUUAAAUAUUUUUAUCUAUUUUGAUUUUUGUUAACUUUCUCCUUAAAAUAUUCAGUAGUGAUGCAGAUAUGGAAGACUGCACUGUAGGGGAAUUGGAAUAUUUAAAGAUGGUUGAUAUUUUUAAUUUUAUAUCUUUUGUAUAGCUCUACAAGGAAAUGUUUUGUAAUUUGGUUUCAUUAUUAAGGUCCAGUACUUGGCAGCCAUAGUUUAGAUAAUAUUGUUUAAUACUGUUUGCUUGCAUGUUAACAACAAAACCUUUUGGAGGACCCACAAAUCAUGAUACUGAACACAUUUCUGAGGCAUUCUGAGCAUUAAAACAAGUGCUAUGGCAAUACCUGUGUAGACUGAGAUGUCCCGGGCCAAUUUCAAGAAGAAAAGCUGUAAAUAGCAGUUCUCUAUGCUCUGAAAGUAUGAAUUCAUGCAUUUUCCCAGGCCCCUGGGUCACUGGGGCAUUUGGUGCCCCAGUAGUAACUGGCAGCAUGGCAUACCUGCAGUGCACCUUACAAUACUAAAGCAAGGUUUUUAUUCUAAGGCAGAAUAAAACUGUUCAAUAAAACUGUUCGUCAAAGUUCUUUCUCUU